Messenger RNA from Hibiscus syriacus, 718 nucleotides. RefSeq names its product glycine-rich RNA-binding protein RZ1A-like. The transcript has 3 exons. NCBI's taxonomy places the organism in Eukaryota, Viridiplantae, Streptophyta, Magnoliopsida, Malvales, Malvaceae. Gene Ontology annotation, molecular function: zinc ion binding; RNA binding. Bases 113 to 718 code for a protein of 201 amino acids. The record is from RefSeq and is a predicted model, not a curated record.
UUUUAUUAUAUAUUUUUAAUGUUUCCCUCGAAUCAUAGCAAAAUUAACAAAUCUUUUCGGUUUUACUUCUCUUUCGCCUCUGCCCUUUUCUGAAAACAAUGCAGCUUACAGUAUGCCAGAAGACGAGUACCGCUGUCUUAUUGGUAACCUUUCAUGGUCAACAUCUGAUAGAGGCCUAAAAGAUGCAUUUGAAAAGUUCGGAAAUCUUCUUGAGGCUAAGGUAGCUGUUGACAGGUUUUCUGGUCGUUCUCGUGGAUUUGGAUUUGUCACUUUUGAUGAGAAAGCAUCAAUGGAAGAAGCUAUUGAAGCAAUGAAUGGAAUGGAUUUGGAUGGGCGGGAUAUAACUGUCGAUAAAGCUAAGCCUCAACAAGGGUCAGGGAGAGAUUAUGAUGGUGAUCGUGGCCGUGAUCGUGACAGGGUUUAUGAUGGCAGUCGUGGAUCCAAUGGUGGGGAGUGUUUUAAGUAUGGGAAACCUGGACAUUUUGCUAGGGAGUGUCCUAGUGAUGGGGCUAGGGGAGCCAAGUAUGGUGGUAAGGGGGAUCGUUAUGGUGGCAGUGACAGUGACGGUGGUCGUUACGAUCCUGAUCGAAAUGGAGAUCGGUUUAGUGGGCGUAGCAGAGAUACUGGUAGUCGAGGGGGGUCUGGUAGUGACAGAUAUAAUUGUGAUCGUUCUGGACCGUAUGAGCGUCGUGGAACAGGAGGUCACCGUUCUAGAUAG